AUGAUAGCUCAUCACUUUCCACCACUAUCAUUCCGAAACCUUAGUCAGAGUUUAAGGGUUUCAGGAAAUGAUAUGUUCUCACAACCAAUAUUGGCCCGUAGUUUUAGUGUGUGCGACCCUGUUAACAUAGGAGUCAGGCCGAGCGAUUUUGAUAGAAAUUUCAAGUGUAUCGGAUCACCAGUCGAUGAGUAUAUUGAGGAGGAUACAAGUAAUGGAGCAUAUUUUUCACCAUUCCCAUAUGGCUAUGGUACUUAA
Molecule: messenger RNA, 255 nt
Organism: Triticum turgidum subsp. durum (durum wheat)
Lineage: Eukaryota; Viridiplantae; Streptophyta; Magnoliopsida; Poales; Poaceae
Source: the annotation of a GenBank genome assembly